This is a messenger RNA of Aspergillus luchuensis, 516 nucleotides long. RefSeq lists its product as uncharacterized. NCBI's taxonomy places the organism in Eukaryota, Fungi, Ascomycota, Eurotiomycetes, Eurotiales, Aspergillaceae. The record is from RefSeq and is a predicted model, not a curated record. Bases 1 to 516 code for a protein of 171 amino acids. The transcript has a single exon.
AUGACCAACAAACACCCCCGCAAACCCUGCAUCUCGACCUCCUCACUCGGCCAAGUGCGCAAAAUCUACAUGUCAAAGAUGACCGAGCAGGGCUGUUCCCGGACCCUGAAGGACAAGUGUAGAGACAUAUGGGACAAAGUGAUCGAUGACGCUGUGGAGGCAGAUGCCGAAUGUUCCGGACCGAUGUGGUCAUAUGGGUAUGGAAAGGAACUGGAACCACUUUACAUUCCGGACAAACCAAACGGAGUCCAGAAGAAGGAAAACGGAAAACAGGCACACACUGAGGGAAGUACCGAGUCCGAGACGGAAAGUGAGGAGGAGAGCAAUUCCGAGACGGAGGUGGAAAUUGAUCCGAGUCUGGAUGGGAGUGAGUGCGAGUGUAGGUCUGGGUGUGCGUGCGCUUGCGCUUGUUGUCGCGUGGAGUAUCCCGAGAGUUUGGUGGGAAGUGGUGGGGAGAGUGAGGCGGAGAGUUUACUUUCUUGUGGGUUGGAUGCCGGGGAGGGGGAUGAUGAGUAG